CGAACAUGAAGAACAAAAAUCAGUAGAGAUGAGAGACAGCGCAUCGGAAAGUAGCUAUGAGCCCUCUGAUAGCGAAGAAAUCGAGCGCCCCAAUCGCUGGACUGGUCCCCCCUCAACAUGGCAAUCCCUUACAGCCCAAGAACGCGGUCUUGCUGCGUCUUUGAUUGAGCUACGGAACAGGGAUCUGAGUCUUCACCUAUAUAAUGCAUUUGCUCUCAAAAGGCGAGCUCGUAAGUACCGAGCUGAUGACGUGGAGGACGUUGAAGGGAAUGGAUGGUCCCCACCGAAGGUUUGGACGGCCUGGCCUCUGCCUCCGGAUUUGGUGCCUAGGACAGAUGAGCACGUGGGCCCGGAAGAUGAAGACGAGGCAUUCACUUUCAAGCGAAGAGAAAGGGAACGGCCGAGUAGGGAGUUGGAAGAUGUGUUGGUGGGAUCUGCGUUGAAAAUUGCAAAAGAGAAAUGGGAGGCAAGGGAUUGGGCAGAGAAAUCUGGAAUGAAAGCGAGAACAGAAGAAGCUCACGAUUCGCCCCAUGAAGAGGAACCGAAUGGCCCCAUCGUUGGAGGCGCAAAUGAAGAUUCUAUCAUCAAGGAACCUUCUCAGCCUCCUCCAGAAACAACAAUCAUGAGAGCAGUUCUUUCAGCAGAUGACCAGCGCUCCAGAGAUCUUCUCCGACCUUCAAUCCGCCACACCCUCACAAAACUUGAUGCCGUCCUCAUGGCUCUCCAUCACGCGCGCAAGAUCUGUCAUCAUUAUGGUUCGGGCUCCGAAGCCAAUACCGAUGAUGAUGAUCGCACACCCAGCGUUGCUCCAGACUCAUUGACGCCAACGAAGAGAUCCAGAGGUAGGCCCCGAAAAUUCGAAAACUUGGCCUCACGCCCAAAGUCAAGCGCCGUUCAAACCUCUGAAGAUGUCGAUGUUGAGCUUUGGCGACCCAAGACCUCGAAUCGUGGACGGCCACGGAAGAAGUACGAACGUCUGGAUGGGGAGACGCAAGAGGAGUACUUGAUACGCGUUGCUAGAAUUCAGAAGAAGCCUCUCCCAGUUUUCGCACCACCUCGCGUUACGGAAACUCCAGAAUUACCUCCGGAGAGACAGAGAAGAGUGCCAUCCAGGGGAAGGAGACUUGGUGUCAGGGAUUGGAGUGAGGUAUUAGGUUCUGCUGCUCUAGUUGGAUUUCCGCCGGACGUCAUAGCUCGAGCAACUCAGAGAUGCGCAGAUAUGUUUGGUGAGGGGAUGACGAUGCUGAAGUUGUUGGAGACUCCGCCCGAGUCAACGGAAGCUGAUCUCUUGACAAUAUAUCAACCAGAGGAGAUAUCUGAUCUUCGUGACGAGUCUGAGGAAACUUCAGAUAGCGGUGACGGCGAGGAGAGAUUUAACAGGAGGCAUGCUAUUCGGAAGCCCAAGAAAUACCGCCCAGGGCUAUACGCUUGCCUCUGCCCAAUCGAAGGUUGUCCGAGACAGGCUCGAGGAUUCAACCAUAUUUCUAACCUCAUGGGGCAUCUUAGGAAGGCUCAUGACUUAAAGGAAGGCGACAUUGAUGAUUUGUUGGAUAAUGACGAGGAGAUGCAUGGAGCUGUACAUGUCGAUGGGUUCUUGAAGCCAAUGAGGAAUCCGAGAGGUGUAAGGGGGGUGGACAAAGGCUCCAGAAAGAAGGGAAGAUGGAUUAAGAAUAACGCUGAGGAGGAUGAAAAGACUGAGAUCGUGGAAUCCGAAGAGGGCGGGAGAGAUCAAGACAUAUCAUCGGAGUCUACUUGAAUGUAGGAACUUGAUUACCCUGACAAGCAUGAUGAAUGAACCCUGACUAGUGUGCUGAUUGGGCGAC
Messenger RNA from Amorphotheca resinae ATCC 22711, 1823 nucleotides. RefSeq lists its product as hypothetical. Lineage: Eukaryota; Fungi; Ascomycota; Leotiomycetes; Helotiales; Amorphothecaceae. The record is from RefSeq and is a predicted model, not a curated record. The coding region runs from base 29 to 1756 and encodes 575 amino acids. The transcript has 3 exons.